AUGGUCAGGUUCGAUGCGUGGCCGAUAUACUCGGCAAUCUGUCGGCGUACGGACAGCACUGGCCUUGUGGAGUCAGCAACGCCACUACAGCGUCCCAUGGAUACAUUCGGGCGUACUCGCGAUCUCCAAUUGCUCAAACAACGCGUCGUCUCGCUCACCUGUUACUCUUACCCGCCCUCGCUCAACCCAGACGCAAACACCCAAACCUUGUUUUGUCGACUGCGCAACAAGGCCAGCUCGGUCUAUCAAAUUGCGUACGCUACGGUACGCCUUGUUACAAUCGCGGGUUCUAAUCGCUGUACAGAAUAUGGUCGACUAGAGUUUGGGCCACAAGCCGACCUCUUGCCUGUAUCCCGACAAUGGCACAUGCUGCAUGCCUUCACGGCGCCUUCUCCAUGGCGCACGGACGUUCGUCACUUCGAGCGCCUCGACACCCCACCUAGCUGUCGGUCCCACAUGCUUCACUUAACUACUAUCAUGCAGGCGACCUUGAAAACUCCGCCUUGA
Molecule: messenger RNA, 507 nt
Organism: Parastagonospora nodorum SN15
Lineage: Eukaryota; Fungi; Ascomycota; Dothideomycetes; Pleosporales; Phaeosphaeriaceae
Exons: 3
Coding region: 1-507 (168 amino acids)
Source: RefSeq, a predicted model, not a curated record